Messenger RNA from Asparagus officinalis (garden asparagus), 1428 nucleotides. Its product is annotated as translation initiation factor IF-2-like. Lineage: Eukaryota; Viridiplantae; Streptophyta; Magnoliopsida; Asparagales; Asparagaceae. The record is from RefSeq and is a predicted model, not a curated record. The transcript is spliced from 3 exons. The coding region runs from base 1 to 1428 and encodes 475 amino acids.
AUGGCUGCAGAUGCAGAAUCUGCUCCGGUGAUGGACCUUCCGAAGUCUCCUGCAUUAGAACCAGGGGGUCUCGAAGAGAAUCCAUCCCCUUCUCCUUCAGCCUUAAUGUCACAAGCUCAUGAUUCAAUUCCUAGUCCUACAACGGGACUUAUGACUGACGAAGAUAGAGAUGAUGAGGAUGCUGAAAUUGGCAACGUGCCAGGUGACGAUGAAGGUGAUGAUGGACAUGAUUCCAUGGAUGACAUCACUACUUUCGAUGAUGCUCCCAAGGCUCCAUCUAAUAAAGCAUCUGAUUAUACUCCUUUUUAUCUCACCGGUUCGCCUCCUUCCAAGACUACUGCUGCUACUACCUCAAAGCAGGAUCCAGCACAAGUAUUGGCUCCUCCCCAGGAGCAACAUUUACCCGGAUCACCUACGGCAACUGCUUCACCUGUAGCAUUGCCUGAAACUAUUGACGCAACCCCUUCUCUAGAACAACAGCUCGUACCGGUGUCAACUCCCGCGCAAGAGCAGCCUCUGCCUGCUUCGUCUUCGGCAGCUGCCUCACCUGCCGCGUUGAUGAAGAUCUCACUUACACCAACAGAGGCGAGUCCCAGCACAUCUCAGGCAAGGGCAAUGAUGGCUUUGACCUCGAGCCCAUCACAAUUGAAUGUUUCUACCGCCUCUGCAGCUUCAGCGCCUGGCUCCCCUGCACCAAUUUCAAUGGCUCUGGGAGCAUCUUCAAGUCUCGCGGGUGCACCUGAGUUCCUUCAAAUCUCUUUGGUGUACUUGAAUAGCCUUGCAAAGAAGGUGAUUGAAUAUGUGGUAGGUGGUCAGGGCACUUUUAAUUCUUUUCGACAUCUUCUAGAAGCAAACUUAAACGGAGUCAGAAGUGUGGGAAACACUCCGUGGUUUGAACGCUGUUCUGAGAUUAUUCUUCAUUUGGAAGAACAAUUGCAGCAUUUUGAGGCCCUGGGGCGCAGAGAGCUUCAGUCCGAGAUCGUGUCCACUUUGGCCAGUCUUCAGGUUGCAGAAGUGGCUCGCCGGGAGGCGAUAGAACGGGACUUGGCUGAAAGAGAGCGUCAAAUCACGGAGCUUCGCGAGCGUAAUAUUCAGAAACGAGAAGAGUUAGAACGCUCGACUACUUCCAUGAACUCGCUUCGUGAUAGACUUGUCGAAGCUGAGGCUGAAGUUCUGCGGUUAAAGGCUGAAUUUGCCCGCGAAGAAAAUGUUAUCAAUAUCCUUAGCACCCAAAACGCUACGGGUACUCUUGAAUAUCACACGCAGGCUCGAGCUUUGGAACAAGCCAGGAAUGAAGCGGCAGCUAUCAUCAUUCCCAGUGAGGAAGAGCUCCGGGCAAGGGCUGAAGCUAUGGUGCGCACCACUCACGAAGAGGAGCUAAACAAAGUUAGGGUCCAACUCACGUCUUUUGAUUUGAUGCGUGAAUGA